Messenger RNA from Penaeus monodon (black tiger shrimp), 318 nucleotides. RefSeq names its product keratin, type II cytoskeletal I-like. The coding region runs from base 1 to 318 and encodes 105 amino acids. The record is from RefSeq and is a predicted model, not a curated record. The transcript has 4 exons. NCBI's taxonomy places the organism in Eukaryota, Metazoa, Arthropoda, Malacostraca, Decapoda, Penaeidae.
AUGGGUGUUGGUAUGGGUAUUGGUAUGGGUAUUAGUGUGGGUAUUGGUAUGGGUUUUGGUAUGGGUAUUGGUAUGGGUAUUGGUGUGGGUAUUGGUAUGGGUAUUGGUAUGAGUAUCAGUGUGGGUAUUGGUAUGGGUAUUAGUGUGGGUAUUAGUGUGGGUAUUGGUAGUGUCACGGCAACACAGUUCCUUUCCACAUCGAUGACUUUGGACAUAAUGCUAUGUUCUGCAGGUGACAAGUGUGGCGACGGCGGUGCAGAUUGCGUCAGGCACAGCUCGGUCCACUGCUUUGCCCUCAAGUACAAGUGUUCCGGUUAA